AAUCUAAUUAUUGUUAAAGAUAAUUCCAGGUAUUUUGCAUUUGUCCUUCGUCAAUACGGACCAUCUGUUAUAAAAUUUACAACUUCUGAUACCGUCCCGCGAACUUGUUAAAUACCCUCAGGUGAAAACACUUCAAAUGACUUGAGAAAGAUUUACUUGAAAAUGGCGACGCCGAAAAGCAUGAAGUCGUUUCGAUCAUGGAGUUCUGUCGAUUCUGUGGACCCAAACGAUGUCCGCCAUCUCUGUGAGACGGAAAACGAUCCCACCGCCCAGAAGCCCUCGCCCGGCGGGCGCUGUGUCAGCACGUGGACUUUUUCUUUGAUCGUUUUGAUCAUCAGUGUGUUUCUGCUUGCUGGAAUAUUCGUGGGAUACUAUAUCAGAGAUGGUCAAAACUAUCCAGGUCCUAAGGAUGUGCCAUGCAAUUUUACGUUUCGAUCAGACGGAUUUCGGCCUGAUCUUUUGGAAAUGGUUCAUGAAAAUGUCAUGUAUCUGAUGUCGGGAGAGAGGGUUAGGGACACAGCUGGAGAUAUGACAUCAAAGAACAACCAGAAGUCAGGUAGUUUGCUAGAUAAUAAAAUGGUCCAGUAUAUCUCGGAACAUUUGAAGAACUCGGGUGUGGAUAAAGUGGAAACAAUCCAGUACAGUGUAGAAGUUAUCUCCCUUGAUCCAGAAAAUCCUUCUUCUAUAACACUGAGAAAGAAUGACCAGGAGAUAUUAUCAUUACAAUAUGGAAACAAAAAUCCAGCAGGACAAAAUAACUCUGAGCUGGGAGAGGAAGACCCAGUGGUAGCAGUUCCAGGGAGGGCAACGGGAAAUCUUGUGUAUGGAUUUUAUGGCAGAAGACAAGAUUUGUAUUUUGUAAAGAAAGCAAACAUCACUCUAAAAGACAGUGUUUUACUUCUAAAAAUUGGAAGAACUAGCAUCCUAGAAAAGCUGAGACUGGCAGCCUCAGUGGAAGUGUCAGGGAUACUGCUGUAUCAGGACCCCUCCCACUACCCCGCAUCACAAGAGGAACUCUACUCUGCCUCUCACCAACUCAGUAACAAAUAUUUUCCGAUACCAGUACAAGUAGUUUCAAGGCGUGAUGCAGAUAGUCUACUGAAAUCUCUUCAGAAUGAAGGAGUUAUUGCCCCUGAAGAAUGGGUAACUCCUGCAGGGGUUAAACAAUAUAUCGGUGUAAUCCCAAACAAGACAAUUUCUCCGGUUGUUGUGGAUCUGCAAGUGAAUGUGGUACAGAGAGAGGAGACCAUAACAAACGUGAUGGGCAGUAUAUAUGGGGACAUGGAGCCAGAUCGCUUUGUUGUUAUUGGGGCCACAAGAGACGGACCAUCAGGAAGUGAUGAAGAUGAAAACCUGGGCCUUGGGACUGCUCAUAUGUUGGAAAUGGCUCAGGCAUUCACAAAUAUAAAGUUAUCAGAAAAGUGGGGCCCCAGAAGGGGUAUACGAUUCUGUUCAUGGGGUGGUGGAAAAGAGCAAAGAGGACUAAUAGAGUUCUUAAAGUCAAAUCGAUAUGUUUUCGGAGCACAGACUAUAGCAUACAUUGACCUUGACCUCUACAUAGAAAGGUCACUAGCUGAUGAUACAGUGUUUGAAGUUUCCUCAAACCCAGCCCUGAAUAGACUCAUCCAACAUAUUUUACAUCAGGUUCCUCAUCCUGAAGGUAAACAGCUGAGUAUAGCAGACUGGCAGUUUGACAAACUCGUCAGUCAGUUUGUAGCGCACGGAAAUCUGGUAGUCCGCAACAUGGUGCAAAGGCUGGGGGUACCAGUUGUCAGUGUCGCAUACCGAGUCAGUCAGAAUUCUGAUAACAAAGAAACCUCAUCGGUCCUUCGUGACUCUCUUCAUCAUGACCAGUACCACCUUGCCGCCGCCAGAGUUAUCUCCCUUUUGGCUCUUCAUCUGAUGGACAAUUACCACCUUCCUCUUGACAUGAUCAACUACACCAAGUUUAUUCAUGAUGUUUUUGCCAGAAGUCUUGUUGAUCUGUCAAAUGCUAAGGAAAAAGUGGAUGUUGGAAAGUUGCACGAAUAUAUUGACGACUUGACACGAGUUGGAAAGGCUUUUGAGAAUUAUGUCACCUCGGAAGUUUACACCCAAGUUCCUCUCGGAAGUAGGAGAAUGAACGAUAUCAAGAUGGGAGUGGACAAAAUCAUGACUUCUCCACAUGAUUUUAGGUAUAGAAGUUCUCUGCUGUAUGCCACAGCCUCUGAUGGGAGUUCUUCUCUGAUUAAGGAAGCCCUACAGGCAGCAGAAAUCACUGGUGAUUGGACAGAAGUGCAGUGUAUUGUGAACACUGUUAACAGGGCUAUACAGGAAUUGAGGUCAUAUCUUCAGCUCUCCUGAAAAACGAAAACAAUUUCCCCAAAAGGAGGUCAAAUGAGAAUUCUCGAAGUGCCAAAUGUUACCCACCCCCCUGCAGAUCUCAGUUUGCAGCAUUUGUUUAGAGUUUAUAUAUCUUCCUAAGAGAAGGCAAUUAUUACAGAUAACAGCCAGAAUUGAGACACUUAAAUAUAAUGUAUAUUUGUGUAUGCUGAAAGAAAUGUGCAUACUGUAAAUCACUUUUUAUUCGCGAGAACUUUAUUUUCGCGUAAUUACGCUUGGUAAUGCGUUCGAGAAAAUUUAUUUCUCGCGUAUAAAAGUAUUCCAUACGAUUAUAUAGAGGAAUAACAACUAUUCGUGAAAAUUACGUCUUGCUUACAAAGAGUCAAUGACAAUCUCGCGAAAAUAAGGUGUCGCGAAAAUUUAGUGAUCUACAG
Messenger RNA from Saccostrea cuccullata (small rock oyster), 2756 nucleotides. Its product is annotated as transferrin receptor protein 2-like. The coding region runs from base 163 to 2343 and encodes 726 amino acids. The record is from RefSeq and is a predicted model, not a curated record. Lineage: Eukaryota; Metazoa; Mollusca; Bivalvia; Ostreida; Ostreidae. Gene Ontology annotation, molecular function: carboxypeptidase activity. The transcript is spliced from 12 exons.